GCCAAAACGUAGAUGAAAUAUGAAAAAAAUAUGCCGUCGGUAGAAAAUAUCGCCACAAACGAAAGAUAAACGCAAAACUCGCUGAAAUAAAUUGAAAUAUUUUUAAAUAAAACAAAAAUUACAUAUGAGAAAAGUGUUGUGUACUAAACAUAUAUGAGAAAAGGUCAAAAAUAUAUCCUUUACAUAUCCCUUGCUUAAAAAUGUGCGUUUGUGCUGAAAAAGUGUUGAAAAUCUAAAAACAAAAAAGGAUAUCCUUUUUGCUGCAAGCCAAUUGAAAGUGCAUAACUCCCUUCGGAAAUGGAUCAUCAUAGCGGCGGAUUUGUUGCCUCUCCAUGGGCCGCUGUUUUGGGCCAUCAUGCCAUGGCGGCCACCGCAGGAGCCGAUGCAGGAUUUGCCGCCGCUGCAGCAGCGCAUGUGCAAAAUGUGGCUGUGGCCGCCCAGCAUCAUCACCACUCUCAUCAUCAGAUAGCCGCUGCUGCUCAUCAUUCACACCAUCAUGGACAUCCGCAUACAACACAUCCGCAUCAUCAUCACCACCACCAUCACACACACCCGCACUCGCAUCACCUGAGUCCGAGUGGAAUGCCAAUGGAUUUGCAUGUGCCCCAAGGAUUUCCCUAUUACAGAUACCGUGAAGAUGCUCUUUGCUGGGGUGAUAGAAAAUCAAUGGAGGAGAUUGGAGCCGCUCAGUCAUCGGUAAACGCGCGAAUUUUAGAAUUACGCAAAGAGAAAUCCCGCGAUGCAGCUCGUUCAAGACGAGGCAAGGAAAAUUUUGAAUUUUAUGAAUUGGCCAAAAUGUUACCACUACCCGCAGCAAUUACCAGUCAAUUGGAUAAGGCUUCGAUAAUAAGACUGACCAUAAGCUAUUUGAAAUUAAGAGACUUUUCCAGUCAUGGUGAUCCCCCAUGGACUAGAGAACAAAGCACCAGCAGCAAAUUGAAAAGUGCAGCCAUAAGACGCAGCCCCGCCGUUGAUUUAUUCGAACAACAUCAGGGCACCCACAUACUACAGUCUUUGGAUGGCUUCGCUUUGGCAGUGGCUGCUGAUGGCCGUUUCCUGUACAUAUCGGAAACGGUAUCCAUAUAUUUGGGCUUGUCACAGGUGGAAAUGACAGGCAGCAGUAUAUUCGAUUAUAUACACCAGGGCGAUCAUGCCGAAAUUGCUGAGCAAUUGGGCUUAAGCUUAACCAGUGGAGGUAUAUCCGGUGCUGGCUCAAGUUCAGGUCCAGCUGGCAUGUCCUCGCCGCAUUCAGGAGGCUCAGAUGAUGGUGUGGGUUCGCAUGGCACCAAUAAUCCAGAUGUUUCCGGCCAAAUGACUAUGAAUUCAAAUAGCGGCUAUAAAGGUUUCGAACGCUCAUUUUGUGUGCGCAUGAAAUCGACUUUAACCAAACGAGGCUGUCAUUUUAAAUCUAGCGGUUAUAGGGUUGUGCUAUUAUUGUGUAAACUACGCCCGCAAUACACCUUUUCGCAUACGAGAAAAUCACAACCCCCUCUACUGGGUAUGGUGGCACUGGCCAUUGCAUUGCCACCACCCUCGGUGCAUGAAAUUCGAUUGGAAUGCGAUAUGUUUGUGACACGACUUAAUUUCGAUUUUCGAAUUGCCCACUGUGAGCCAAGAGUAUCUGAAUUAUUGGAUUAUUCCCCUGAAGAAAUGGUGGGCAAAAGUAUGUACUCACUGUGCCAUGCAGAAGAUUCCAAUCGCAUGAGGAAACAUCACACAGAUCUUAUUGAAAAAGGUCAGGUCCUUACUGGCUACUAUCGUUUGAUGAACAAAAGCGGUGGCUACACCUGGAUGCAGAGCUGUGCCACCGUUGUGUGUAAUUCCAAAAAUGCCGAUGAGCAGAAUAUCAUUUGUGUGAAUUAUGUGAUUAGCAAUCGUGAACAUGAAAAUCUAAUUUUGGAUUGUUGCCAAUUGGAGCCUAGCAUAGAUAGCAUCAAACACGAGGACCUCUCAAGUCUGGACAAGAGUUCGGGUUCCCCAGGGGGAGAUGCCACAGCCCCCACUUGUUUAGAUCAAAAUGGCCACAAUGGUCUGGUGGGCAGUGAUACCAAAUUGGCUUCACCCAAAACUGAACCGGAUACACAACAGCAACAUCAGCAGCAGAAAUCAAGAGGCCGUGGGGGCAAUGGUGGCAACAACAGCAAUUUGUCCCUUAUCAAAGAAAGUGCCACACCCACUGUGGUGGGUGCUUUAGAUGAUGCUACAAUUAAUGCCUUACCCACCACGGUACCAUCGGCGCCUACGCCGACUCCUACAACUACCAAGCGAAAGCGCAAAUCCAAAGCUGUGCCUCAGCAGGUGGAGGGCAAUGAGAAUGUAGUUGACUCGGGGGUGGUAAAUGAACCAAAUGCCAAAGUUCCUUCUUUAGAUCGUGAUACGCCACGCACCAGAUUGCCCUCAAUCAUAGACGAACAGCAGCAGCAGCAACAACAGCAACAACAACAACAACAGCAGCAGCAUCAACAGCAACCCCAACAACCAGCUCCUUCCCAAAUACAAAGUUCCGAGAACUCUGUUAAAGAUUUGGAACAAGCCAUGUCAAAACAUCUGCCUUCGCCCAGUAGUGGAGCUGUAGUAGUUGGUUCAAAUGCGGUAAGCAAUACCACAGAUUUCAGUGCCGACUCUUUGCUCAAACAGCAACAACAAAAUGAGAAAAGCAGUACCAUACAAUGGAUUGGUGCACCCCACUAUCAACAACCUGCUGCUCCCAUGCCAGCCACUGCUCUGCUGAGGCAGCUCUAUGCCAAUAGGGAAAGUGUGAUAAGAGCCACAGCGAGGCAAACUCCCACAGGUGCAUUCUAUGGAGACCAACAAACGGGACCCCUACCCACCCCACCGGGCAGUGAGUCGUCCUAUGAUAAUCAAUACCUGCAGCUGCAUUCCCAUCCGCAAAAGACCUCCACGGAUGCCUUUAACAAUCUUGUGUCCACCUAUGGCACCUACCAUCACAGUUCCAUAGACUAUCACAAUGCUAUGACGCCGCCCAGCUCGGUUUCGCCACGUGAUUCAAAUAAUUCCCUUAACGCAGGCAAAACUACAUCGGCCCUUACCACGCUAAAUGGCAGUUACGAAUAUGUGGAUCCCCUCAAAUCCCAAUACCCCUCCUUGACCACCAGCAGUACAACAGAUGUCUCCUCAGCUCUGCCCCUUAAACCUCAACCAUAUUCGGCCACAGCAGCAAUGCAUCAUACAAGUGGAGCAGAUGGAUCUGGUGGCCUAACCUACAGUAAUUUAGAUCAGCCUCAAUAUUUUCCUACACAUUCGAGUUUCCAUUUGUAUCAUAAGGGUGGCCCGACAAGUGGCUGGUAUUCCACACCAUCAUAGGCCGACUUUAGUUAUAGUUCAAAUUAUGACACAGCUCCAAUGUUAAUGGAUGUCUCAUCGCCUUCCCAUUGUCUACAGCAUCAGAAUUAUGCCACACCUCGCUCCAAUGCAUUGAAUAGAAAAGAUGGUUGGGAUAUUGUGGGUACUUUGGGGAAAAUGGCGCGAAUGUUUUUCAAUGUAAGAAAGGGUAAUUAGAAAAUGGGGUAUUGGGUCUGCUUAAGAAUUACCAGGGCCGCAAAUAAGCCCCAGGAAAUAUGGCCCAAUUCUAAUUGAGAAAAAAAAUAGCCCUCAAUCCAAAUUGAGAAAAAUGGGCGGGGGGUCAAAAAAGAGUCAACAUGGCCAAUGGUACAGCCUUAAAACAAGGAGCCGUACGAUGUAGGAUAUUUUGAGUACCCUGGCCACAUUUUUCAGUUAAUUUUCCGGUAGUGUAGCAUUUUGGAUUUUCAGAAAAUCGGGAAGCCAUUUGGCCCUCUUGGCUACAUUCUUCAACAGUUUUUGCUCUAAUUUGACAUUUUUUGGUUUUCAAAGGGUGAAAGAGUGUCAAUAUAGGCCCACGGUUAUGAAAAGACUCAAUAGAACGGCAUUCACCAUUGGUCCAACUCUCUUCAGAAGCUUUGGUCUCUUGCGGCCAUGGUAUUAUAAUGGGAAACAACUUUCCAAGUAAGUCCGAUUGAAGACUGCCACUAUGACCUAACCUUCGUCGAAGUGUGUACUUUUACAUAAAAAUAAUAUACGAAGAAGACAUUAGGCGGUACCAGUUAAAAUAACUUGUUGCAAUUUUUCCUAAAGAUUCUUUUCUUAAUAAUACCCAUCAGCAUAGGAUGGGGCGUAUACUAAUCUAGUCAUUCUGUUUGUAAUACCUCGAAAUAUUGAUCUGCGACCCUUAAAGUAUAUAUACUCUUGAUCGUCUUGACAUUCAAAAUGGAUCUUGGCAUGUCCAAAAUUUGGCCCAAGGACUUCUGUUCUGACUUCCAAUAUC
This is a messenger RNA of Stomoxys calcitrans (stable fly), 4303 nucleotides long. It is a transcript of the gene trh, whose product is annotated as protein trachealess. Gene Ontology annotation, molecular function: protein dimerization activity; DNA-binding transcription factor activity, RNA polymerase II-specific; RNA polymerase II transcription regulatory region sequence-specific DNA binding. Gene Ontology annotation, biological process: regulation of transcription by RNA polymerase II. The transcript is spliced from 10 exons. The record is from RefSeq and is a predicted model, not a curated record. Bases 298 to 3324 code for a protein of 1008 amino acids. NCBI's taxonomy places the organism in Eukaryota, Metazoa, Arthropoda, Insecta, Diptera, Muscidae.